GGUUUCAGGUUAUGAGACAACAUUGUUUGGCUACAAAUCAAGACUUCAGCCUUUAAUUAAAAGUGUAGCAAAGAACAGUGAAGAGUAUUUUGAAAUUGUUUCAUUUGGGCAUUUGAUGUAUGAAAUGGCUGCUGGAACGGAACUCAAGUCAUCUAAUYCUAAUGAGGAAGAUUUGAAAAAAUGUCGUUCAGAACAUGUUGCUGAGGUGAUCAGAUAUAUUUUUGCUAAUGAGAAGGAAUCAUUUCCAUAUUUAGAAGAGAUAGCAUGCCAUUCCUUCUUUAAGAACGCGGAUGUUAGUGAACUGAAUCAGAUUAAGAGAAAUAAGACAAAAUUGACUUCAAACAUAAAAUCCUUACUCAAACUUUAUCGAAAAGAAAAUGACAGCACGCAAAGACGUCGUCGCAAGAGCGAAAGGAAAAAGUCUCGAGGGGAGAGUGAAAGCGAAGUCAAAARGGAACGGACGAAAUCAAGGUCAAAAUCAAAGAAAAGUUCAGUUGAUGUUCCAGAACCUCUCGUGGUUUUCAGUCCAACACCAGCCCCGCCCGUCCCCCCACCGCCAGUCUUUGGAGCUCCACCACCCCCGCCCCCACCCCAGAAUCUUUCAAAGGCAUCCCGCCCUGAAGUGGGCUUUGAAAGGCCGUCUGCAUCGGCUGGUCGAUCUUCGUUGUUGGCUGCAAUUCGUAAAGGAAAAAGUCUUAAAAAGACAAAGGCUGUCAASGACAGGAGCGCCCCUAAGAUCAGUUGAAACUGCAAUCUCUUUAAACAGCAGCCAUCUCAUGGCAUCAUGCUUGGUUUAAAAUUUUUCUUACAGGGUAUUGACAAUUGACAAUAAGUCCAACUAAUGAUCUUUGCAAUGCUUAUAAUUAAUUAUAAUAGUAUACAUGCCGGAUUCUYGUGCAAAGAAAAGCAAAUCAUUUAGUUGGUUAAUAACUUGGUUCGCGAUACCGCGAUAUAUUUUUUCCAAGAUGUUUUUAUGAAUGUGUUUCUAAAACCCUAAAAUUUGUAGAUUUUGAUGAUUUAUCACAUUGRAGGACAUCUCAUGGACGUUGUCAAAAUAAACAUAUAAAUAAACAAAUAACUGUAUUAACAAAGAACCAAGAACGCUUACAAAAACACAUCGCAUGGGUAUCCCAUCCAACACUCCGGGCUCAGCUUUUUUUCUUUUUUAAAUUUAUUGCUCGGUUUCAAAUUUUAAAUUAUUAUAUUUUCCACAUUCAAAAGUCAUAAUUUAACGUUUUAAGAGACACUUUUGGCUUAGACAAUAUAAUGUCCUUCUAUAUUCCGUUUUCUGUAGAUGUAUUCAUGAUAAUUAAUUGGUUUUAAUAGAAUAUCAUCAAUUGUCGUGGCAACGUUGCCUUGUCGCCUGUAUGAAAAAUAUUUUGAAAGAAAUAGAAAUAAAUUCACCSUCUCAAAAA
Exaiptasia diaphana is the source of this 1415-nucleotide messenger RNA. Its product is annotated as probable inactive serine/threonine-protein kinase slob1. The record is from RefSeq and is a predicted model, not a curated record. NCBI's taxonomy places the organism in Eukaryota, Metazoa, Cnidaria, Anthozoa, Actiniaria, Aiptasiidae. Gene Ontology annotation, molecular function: actin binding.